ACGGUACGGAGAUCGGGACAACGGACGCGUUGCGUGUGGUUACACUGCGCAAGUCCUCCUUGGCAUCUCCCCCCUCGUCUACAGCCUGUACUGGGCCAGCCGGGUUAUGAGCAAGGUGUGGCGGUCCGGCUGCAGUCGAGGCCUGCGUUGCGUCUCCACGCCCUGCGCGUCAAGUUGCAGUCGCUGCGAACGACGAUGUCACGACGUAUCGCCGUCCGGCGAGCAGGGUCCCCAGGGGCAUCAUCCGUCCUGCUCUGUGUAUGUUCGUCGAUGCUCCCGAGUCGCUCGUUGCCCCGAUAUGCAGCAAGCUUGAUGUCGUCAUCCUCCGCUCCGGUUCGUCACUGGACUGCCUGGAGCCUGCGACCGACAAUGUAACGAUGUAUCGGCGUCCGGCGAGCGGAGCCCGUCGGACGGACGCAUUGCAGGUCCCUGCCCUGCGCCAUUCGUCGUUGUCCGCAGUCGCAGUCUGUCUGUACGUGGGUCUUCACUGCCGCGGUGAACGACGGUGUCUGCAUCCGGCCAACGGGGUUGCAGAGCAAUGGCAUGGGGUCGUCCAGGCUGCAAUCAGCGCGAACGAUAAUGUCACCACGUAUCGGCGUCCGGCGAGCAGGGUCCAAGGAAGCUCGAAGAGGGGUCGCACGAUGAUGGGGAGGACGGACGUGUCGUGUCUGCGGCAUUCCGCGAGAUCACCCGUCGUCGGCGGUCUGCACUUGGCCAAUAUCGCCAUGUAUUCGCGUCCAGCGAGACGGCCAAGCCGGGAGACGAGGCCGCCACGUCCCGCUGUAUUGGAUGCAGUCAAGGCUUCACGCGAUCACAGGGCCAGCUGUCGCCGCGUUCUACACGCUCGUGCCACUGUUCUUUGUCGACUAGGAGGCUGCAGGUCGUGUUGUGGGCGAGAACGGCGUGCCAGCGGACAUCCACAAGGCCGGGCAAGCCGCGAGGACGGUGUACCUGUCCGACAAGUCGUCGUGGUCGCGGCAAACGGCGAUGUGACCAUACAUCGACGUCCGGCGAGCGAGGUUGGGAGGCGACGUGGAGUACGAGUGUUGCGACGCGCACCAUGUCCGCUGUCCGCGUACUCGCCGCUGGCACGACGACUGGACUGCGCCUGUUCAAAAGUGUCCGCCGGUCGAAGGUGGUCGUGCGCGGUACGGGGUGUGGACGCACUUUUGGGCCUUCGAGAACGCGCGGAACGGUCAUGCGGGGACGUGGAGAAGGGAGUGAGUUGCAGCACAGGAAGGCGUCCACUGCGAGCGGGCCGUUUCGACAGGGGAACACGGGUAACGGCUCCAACGGGAGGCGACUGACACUCACUGCGCGCGCUGUGCCACGGACCGUGGUGAGUGCGCUGUUCCGCCGCCACGCACGCUGAGAGCAGGCCCCGGUUUGCGAUGUGAG
Fomitopsis serialis is the source of this 1398-nucleotide messenger RNA. RefSeq lists its product as uncharacterized. NCBI's taxonomy places the organism in Eukaryota, Fungi, Basidiomycota, Agaricomycetes, Polyporales, Fomitopsidaceae. The transcript has 2 exons. The coding region runs from base 261 to 1307 and encodes 348 amino acids. The record is from RefSeq and is a predicted model, not a curated record.